This is a messenger RNA of Sinocyclocheilus grahami, 1680 nucleotides long. It is a transcript of the gene parlb, whose product is annotated as presenilin associated, rhomboid-like b. Bases 215 to 1312 code for a protein of 365 amino acids. Lineage: Eukaryota; Metazoa; Chordata; Actinopteri; Cypriniformes; Cyprinidae. The transcript has 10 exons. Gene Ontology annotation, molecular function: serine-type endopeptidase activity. The record is from RefSeq and is a predicted model, not a curated record. Gene Ontology annotation, cellular component: membrane.
GCUAAAUGUAUAUGAAUUAGAAUUCAAAUGCUUGUUGAUUUUCUUUGAAAAGAGAAACAUAUUCAGAGGUCUCGAUAACAUCUUGUCAAAGGCACAGAUUGAGUGUCAGCACGCGUCCUCCUCCAGCAGGCGCCGCUGUGGGCACGCUCUCAGCCGGAAGCGGAAGCGGAAGGGGAAGCAGCGGCUGCAUGAUCGCAGUGGGGUCGCAGCAGUGAUGAUGGCGGUGAGGGCUUCAGUGUUCAGAAGGGUUUCAGAGGACAUCAGCAGCACACACUACCUGACGCACAGAUUCACUCUUCAGACACAGCAGAGGUGUGGCUUCCGCAAGGUAGCGAAGAAGGUGGAGCCAAAGAAGGGUGUGGCAGAAGAGGCGGAGCAAAAUGAAAUCCUACACAAGAAGGGCGUGGCUCCUGCUCCAGACCCGCCCGCCCCACAUGUACCCACCCGGUCAUUUGGCAGACUGGUCAAACCAUUUGUCUUCACCAUAGGGUUUACAGGUUGUUCAUUCGGCGGAGCGGCGAUAUGGCAGUACGAAAGUCUCAAAUCUCGUGUACAGGGUUAUUUUGACGAUGUCAAAGCAGACUGGCUGGAGAAGAUACGGCCUCAGAAACAAGGAGAUUUACGCAAGCAGGUGAAUCAAUGGUGGAACACUUUAAGUGAUGGACAGAAAACAGUCACAGGCAUCAUUGCAGCGAAUGCGUUGGUGUUUUGUUGUUGGAGAGUUCCUUCUCUGCAGCGCUCCAUGCUCAAGUACUUCACAUCUAACCCCUCCUCCAAGGUGCUGUGUUGGCCCAUGCUGCUGUCCACAUUCAGUCACUAUUCUCUCUUCCACAUGGCGGCCAACAUGUACGUACUGUGGAGUUUCUCUUCAAGCAUCAUCAACAUGAUGGGAAAAGAGCAGUUCAUGGCGCUCUACCUCUCCGCAGGUGUGAUUUCUACGUUUGUCAGUUAUGUGAGUAAAACAGCGAUGGGUCGGUUUGGUCCAUCACUGGGGGCGUCAGGGGCCAUCAUGGCCGUCCUAGCAGCUGUUUGCACCAAAAUGCCUGAAGCCAAACUGGCCAUCAUCUUCCUCCCCAUGUACACCUUCACCGCCGGAAAUGCUCUCAAGGCCAUGGUCGCCUUGGAUACCACAGGCUUGAUUCUGGGAUGGCGUUUUUUCGAUCACGCAGCUCAUUUAGGUGGAGCUUUAUUCGGCAUCUGGUACAUCAGUUAUGGUCAUGAGCUCAUUUGGAAGAACAGAGAGCCGCUGGUGAAGAUGUGGCAUGACUUCAGAACGAGAGGCCCGGGCACUGGCGGCAACGGCUCGAUUUAGAGCCAUGCAUUAGAGUCAUUCAUUUUCAUUCAUGAAGAGAAAACAAUUUGAGAAACGGACACAGACACGCUGACACAGAUAUUCAUGCACUUGAAGCUCAUGUUCUGUUUUGUAUUCUGUGAGAGAGUCAUAGAGUGAGGUCCGUUUCAGUCACAGUGAUGUCCUUAUGCUCCGCCUCCGAUUUGAAAUUUGAAUCCAACUAACCCCACCCACUUGGUUAAAAAUGCAAAUGUAUCUGGAGGGGCAGAGCUUCGGCACACAGCUCUAAGGACGUUAUGCGUCUCAGUGACAUUCAACAUCAUGUACAGAAACUUAAAAGUUUAAAUAGUCUGUAACUGUCAUUUUGAAAAAUAAAAUUAUUAUUUAAA